CCCUGUCCUUUCUCUCUCAGAACCUUCCUGCCGCCACAUUAGGAGCUCACUGUUCCAGCCUCCAGGACCCAUCCCAUCCUUCCAGCCUGCGAUCAGCAGCAGAGAAAAACUAAUUACAUACCAUUUUCUUGCCCCGUACACACUUUGAAGUGAGCAAAAAGAUUAUAGUAAAUUUUAACAGUGAGGGAAUUUGUGCACAUCCAGGCCAGUCAGUGUGGCAGUCAAAUCGGUGCCAAGUUCUGGAAGGUGAUUAGUGAUGAACAUGGCAUUGACCCCACCAGCACCUAUCAUGGGACUAGCAACCUGCAGCUGGACCGCAUCUCCGUGUACUACAGUGAAGCCACAGGUGGCAAAUUUGUUCCUCGUGCUAUCUUGGUGGAUCUAGAACCAGGGACCAUGGACUCUGUUCACUCAGGUCCUUUAGGUCAGAUCUUCAGACCAGACAACUUUGUUUUUAGUCAGUCGGAGGCAAGCAACAGCUGGGCCAAGGGCCACUAUACAGAGGGGGCCAAGCUGGCUGACUCGGUCCUGGAUGUGGUUCGGAAGGAGGCCGAGAGCUGUGACUGCCAGCAGGGCUUCCAACUGACCCACUCGCUGGGAGGGGGCAUGGGCUCUGGAAUGGGCACCUUGCUCAUCAGCAAGACCUGUAAAGAAUAUCCUGACCACAUCUUGAACACCGUCAGUGUGGUGCCCUCACCCAAAGUGUCCGGCCCUGUGGUUGAGCCCUACAACGCCAACACCCAUGAGCUGGUAGAGAACACUGAUGACACUUACUGCAUUGACAACAAGGCCCUUUACGACAUCUGUUUCUGCAACCUCAAGCUGACCAUGCCAACCUACAGGGACCUAAACCACCUCGUCUCAGCCACCAUGAGUGGUGUCACCACCUGCCUCUGCUUCCCUGGCCAGCCCAAUGCUGACCUCCACAAGCUAGCAGUCAACAUGGUGCCCUUCCCACGGCUCCACAUCUUCCUGCCUGGCUUUGCCCCUCUGACCAGCCAUGGAAGCCCGCAGUAUCGGGCCUUCCCUGUGCCCGAGCUCACCCAGCAGGUCUUAGAUGCCAAGAACAUGAUGGCUGCCUGUGACCCCCGCCAUGGCCCGUACCUCACCAUGGCUGCUGUCUUCCGUGGAUGGACGUCCAUGAAGGAGAUGCAUGAGCAGAUGCUCAACGUGCAGAACAAGAACAGCAGCUACUUCAUGGAAUGGAUCCCCAGCAACAUCAAGACGGCCGUCUGCGACAUCCCACCCCAUGGCCUCAUAAGGGCACUCACCUUCACUGGCCACAGCACGGCCAUCCAGGAGCUGUUUAAGUGCAUCUCAGAGGGGUUCACUGCCAUAUUCCUCCAGAAGGCUUUCCUCCACUGGUACACAGGUGAGGGCAUGGAUGAGAUGGAGUUCACCGAGGCUGAGAGCAACAUGAACGACCUUAUCUCCGAGUACCAGCAGUACCAGGAUGCCACUGCAGAAGAGGAGGAUUUCAGUGAGGAGGCUGAAGAGGAGGCCUAAGGCCGAGUCCCCACGACCGCAGGCUUCUCACUCCCCUCAGCCUUCCUCCUCAACGGCCCCUUUCUUCUCCCUCAGAAUUUGUGUUUUCUGCCUCUAUCUUGUUUUUUCUUUUUGGUGGGGGGGGUGGUUUCUAGAACACUGCCUGGUAUAUGAUAGGUGCUCAAUAAGUAUUUGUUGUUUGUUCAAUGUCUGCUCUCUCUUUCCACUCUGGGGCACCUAGAUUUCUGCCAUUCUGGGUAACCCUAUAUUUCCUUCUCGUGCCCACUCCUCCGACCUGUCCAGUUAACAUUUCCCUCUCUGUUUUUCAGAUAACUCUCCAAGAAGCCAAAAAUAAAUGGGAAUUGAAAACAAAAACAAACCA
Molecule: messenger RNA, 1867 nt
Organism: Aethalodelphis obliquidens (Pacific white-sided dolphin)
Lineage: Eukaryota; Metazoa; Chordata; Mammalia; Artiodactyla; Delphinidae
Product: tubulin beta chain-like
Exons: 2
Coding region: 397-1506 (369 amino acids)
Biological process (GO): microtubule-based process
Cellular component (GO): microtubule
Molecular function (GO): structural constituent of cytoskeleton; GTP binding; GTPase activity
Source: RefSeq, a predicted model, not a curated record